AUGAAAAAUCAAAUUAAUAAAUUAGAUGAUAUUCUUCUACAACAACAGCAUACAAAUGAUUAUCUGUUAGAACUAGUUAAAUUCCAUAAUAAUCUGCUUCAUGAUAAUUUAACUUCAAUCGAAAAUUUGAACCUAACAAGAAAGAAAAUUUUAGAUUGUUUUAAUGAUCUGUUUAAUUUAAAUUCUAUCAUUAUUAAUUAUCAUGGUGAUAUUAAACUAGAGAUUAAAAAUCUAAAAGAAAUUAUUAUUAAAUUUAAUAAACUAAACAAGCUAGAGAUUUUUUAUCAGAAUAAGUUAAAUCAAUGGAAAUCGUCAAAAGUUAAACAAAUACAGUCUGCAUCCUCGACAAACAACAAAAUAACAAUCAAUUGUAACUAUCAGCCUCUAUUAAAGACCUACCUAAAUCAAAUAGACCCUGAUGAAUCGACACUUUCAAAUCAAUUCAAUAGUAAUUUAUCAAUAAAUGAUGAAAAAUUAAUCUACACUAAUGAAAGCUUCACUGAAGAUGAGGAUGAUACCGGUGAUGAGGAUAAUGAUAUUGAUCACAGUAAUAAUCAUACUAAUAAUGAUGAGGACCCAUUUUUGAUUUUAUCAAAUAUUAAAUUGUUAGAGAAUUGUCAAUCAACGAUUAAAGCUGAUAUUAAUCAAUUGGAAUUUUUAUUAUCAAAUUAUAAAAAAGAUUUAAAAUUUAUUGAAAAUGAAUUAAAUUCACAAAAUUUAAAGACAAAAUAUAAUAUUACUUUAAUGCAAGAAAAGUUAGAUAAAAUCAAUAUCAAAAGGAAAAAAUUAUUAAUUAAAAUUGGCUUAUCCAAAAAUAAAAAUUUAACUUCAGUUUUAGAUAAAGAUGAAAAAAUAAUUAUUGAAAACAUUAAUGACUUCAUAAAUUCAAAAAUAAAUUCUUUAAAUGAUCAACUAUCCAAUAAAAAGGAAAAUUCGAUUGUAUUAAAUCAAAAAAUUAAUUUAUGGGAACAAGUAAUAAAUCAAUUAAAUGAUUUAGAAAAUAGUUUGAAAAUUUAUUUAUCAAAAAAUAAGAAAAAGAAAUCAAUUGAUUACAAUAUAAUGAUCGAAUGGAUAAAUGAUACAAUCAAUAAUUUAAAUGAUAUCAUAGAUUCAACAGAUAUUCAACUAUUAAGAAAUUUAAUUGAAAAUGAAAAAAAAGUUUUAGUUCAAGCUACUAAUGAAUUAAAAUUAAAUCUUACUCCGGUCAACUCCAAGAUAAACGAUUCAAUUUCAAAAAGCAUUAAUAAUAAUAACAAUACAAACAUCACCACCAACACUAGCAUAAACAACAAUAACAAUACAAAUGAAAACUCUCUAUUGGAUUCAUCACAAUUUCAAUCAUCAAAAAAUCCUUUCCCAAAUAUUGGAACGUCACCACCAAAAAUUAGUAUAUCUGAACAUAUAGCAAGUAAUAAUUCAUUCACGACCUUCCAGUUAAAUAAUACAUCUAAUGACAAAUUAAUGAAAAAUGAAUAA
Messenger RNA from Vanderwaltozyma polyspora DSM 70294, 1476 nucleotides. It is a transcript of the gene ATG23, whose product is annotated as Atg23p. The transcript has a single exon. NCBI's taxonomy places the organism in Eukaryota, Fungi, Ascomycota, Saccharomycetes, Saccharomycetales, Saccharomycetaceae. The record is from RefSeq and is a predicted model, not a curated record. Bases 1 to 1476 code for a protein of 491 amino acids.